Messenger RNA from Nicotiana tabacum (common tobacco), 1023 nucleotides. RefSeq names its product autophagy-related protein 8C. The record is from RefSeq and is a predicted model, not a curated record. Lineage: Eukaryota; Viridiplantae; Streptophyta; Magnoliopsida; Solanales; Solanaceae.
UACGAAACUAAACAGAUACUUGUAGUUUCCUUGUGAAUCCAAACUUUCUCCAAUUGAUUCCGUGUAGCAGAAAAAACCCUUUUUAUUUUUCCAUUUAAAUAGUGAGAACUUGUUCAAAGUCAUUAUUUCUUGUUUUCUCAAAGGCGCACCCUUUUUCUUUUGUAAAAACACUGUUUGCAAGAUCCGGUCUUAGUGAGAGAGUUGGGAUUGAGCUUUCACUAAUACUAAUAGAAGAAUUUUUAGUAAAGGGAGGAAAGAGCUUGCAGCCUACUUGUGGGGCACUGUGUACUUACAGCCUCUACGAUAAGCAAGUGAAUGUGGCCGGUGCGUGGCGAACGGUUCAUCAAGCCAUUUUUCGCCUCAACUCCCUAAAUAGGAACAGCCAAAUUGAUCACAACUCCUCUUCAAUUCUUCGAUUUUCUUCUGUUUUGGUAAAGAUCAAAGUUCGAGUCUUGUCAUGGCCAAGAGUUCUUUCAAGCUUGAACACCCCAUGGAGAGGAGGCAGGCAGAGUCUUCUCGCAUCCGAGAGAAGUAUCCUGAUCGAAUUCCGGUGAUUGUUGAGAAGGCAGAGAGGAGUGAUGUCCCUGACAUUGAUAAGAAGAAAUACCUCGUCCCAGCUGAUUUGACUGUCGGCCAGUUUGUUUAUGUGGUUCGGAAGAGGAUCAAGCUCAGUGCUGAGAAGGCCAUAUUUGUGUUUGUCAACAACACUUUGCCUCCCACGGCUGCUCUGUUGUCUGCAAUAUAUGAGGAAAAUAAGGAUGAAGAUGGAUUUCUCUACAUGACAUACAGCGGAGAAAAUACAUUUGGGUUCCUUGAGCUUGGAAAUUAAUAUCGCAAAGUUACUAUCUCCAUUGUAAAUCUGCUAUUUCUUUGAUCUCAUCUUGGGUUGCUGACUGUUGUCGUUCAUUUUCAUUAAUCUAUACAUCCAAUUUGACUGAAGAGCUUAUGGUCCUCUUCUGGUUAACCUUACCAUGUACAGAUGACUCUUGCUCUCUUAUCCAAUAGCCCCUUUUUUCUUAUAAA